GUCCCCCCAUAUGUUUUCUUCUUCAUGUGCUGCGCCUCCUACCGCAUCCAUUCCAUCUUUGUCCUGCGGCUCUUUAAUGACCCCAUCGCCAUGGCCAUCCUCUUCCUCGCCAUCAACCUCUUCCGGGAGGAGCGCUGGUCCUGGGGCUGCCUCCUCUUCAGCCUGGCUGUGUCCGUGAAGAUGAACAUCCUGCUCUUCGCACCUGGACUUCUCUUCCUCCUCCUCCAACGGUUUGGUCUGCUGGGCUGUAUCCCCAAGCUCUGCAUCUGUGCCCUGCUCCAGGUGAUUCUGGGGCUGCCCUUCCUGCUGGUGAAUCCCGUGGGGUACCUGACCCGCUCCUUCGACCUGGGCCGCCAGUUCCAGUUCAAAUGGACAGCUUUCCAUGCCGCGCUGCUCCUGGCUCACCUGGCUGGCCUGGGGCUCUUUGUACUGCACCGGUGGCACAGGAUACGGUUCUACGUCUGGUAUUUCCACACGCUGCCCUACUUACUCUGGUGCACCCCUACUGCCAAGCUUGCCCACAUGCCCAAGGUGCUGCUGCUGGGCGUGAUCGAGCUCUGCUGGAACACCUACCCCUCCACGGUCUGCAGCUCCCUCUCUCUCCACAUCUGCCACGGACUUGUCCUGCUCCAGCUCUGGUAUGGCACAGCCCCCCCGCCGGCGCCGCACACCCCCCAGCCGAGCAGGAGGCCCGCAGCCAUCUCCAAGAAGGCCCAGUGA
Fulmarus glacialis (Northern fulmar) is the source of this 720-nucleotide messenger RNA. RefSeq names its product ALG3, alpha-1,3- mannosyltransferase (gene ALG3). Gene Ontology annotation, cellular component: endoplasmic reticulum. Gene Ontology annotation, molecular function: dol-P-Man:Man(5)GlcNAc(2)-PP-Dol alpha-1,3-mannosyltransferase activity. The annotation marks the transcript as partial. NCBI's taxonomy places the organism in Eukaryota, Metazoa, Chordata, Aves, Procellariiformes, Procellariidae. The record is from RefSeq and is a predicted model, not a curated record. The transcript has 7 exons.